Pararge aegeria (speckled wood butterfly) is the source of this 1281-nucleotide messenger RNA. Its product is annotated as purine nucleoside phosphorylase-like. The record is from RefSeq and is a predicted model, not a curated record. The transcript has 6 exons. NCBI's taxonomy places the organism in Eukaryota, Metazoa, Arthropoda, Insecta, Lepidoptera, Nymphalidae. Gene Ontology annotation, cellular component: cytoplasm. Gene Ontology annotation, molecular function: purine-nucleoside phosphorylase activity. Gene Ontology annotation, biological process: nucleoside metabolic process. Bases 139 to 1122 code for a protein of 327 amino acids.
UAGCGACUACAGUCGACUUAGCACUAUAAAACAGACUGAGAGUCCAAGUUAUCGCAUUUAUUAACGUGUUAUCGGACACUGAAGACCUCUCUGGUAGAAUUAUCAGUUAUUUGUUUGUUUGUUUGACUGUGUGCAGUGAUGGCUCCAAUCAAUGCUGAUGUUGUAAAUGGGAGCAAGGCCAGUUCGCUUCCGAAAACGACUUUGCCUGAAGUUGAAACUGAAAGCAAUGGAAAUAAACGGUAUUCAUAUGAGAUGCUUGUGGAGACUGCACACUUCCUUCUAUCUAGAACUCCAGUCAGGCCGAUGAUUGGGGUUAUAUGCGGCUCUGGGAUGGGUUCGUAUUGGAACGAGGGAUCUCUAGCUGAGAAUAUAGUAGAUGCGCACUGUAUUCCUUAUGAGGAGAUUCCUAAUUUUCCAAUAAGCACUGUAGAGGGCCACCACGGCAAGCUAGUGUUUGGACAUCUUAAUGAUGUUCCAGUGGUCGCUAUGCAGGGACGUUUCCAUUACUAUGAGGGAUAUCCACUAUGGAAGUGCUGUUUACCCAUUAGAGUAAUGAAGUUACUUGGCGUGAAAACGCUCAUAGCAACCAAUGCUGCCGGAGGUCUCAACCCUAACUACAAAAUCGGGGAUUUGAUGAUCGUAAAGGACCACAUAAACAUGAUGGGAUUUGCCGGUAACAAUCCCUUACACGGACCAAAUGACGAGAGAUUCGGUCCACGCUUUCCACCGAUGAACAAAGCCUAUAAUUAUGAGUACAGAAAGAUUGCCAAAGAGGUUGCCAAAGAGCUAAACAUACAGGAUAUUGUAAGGGAAGGUGUUUAUACUUGUUUGGGUGGCCCUAACUUUGAAACUGUUGCUGAAAUCAAUAUGCUUAAGCUGGUUGGUGUCGAUGCUGUAGGCAUGUCUACGGUACAUGAGGUUAUCACUGCGAGGCACUGCGAUAUGAACGUGUUUGGACUGUCUCUGAUCACAAAUGAAUGUGUAACCAGCUAUGAGCAUGAAGGCGAGGCCAAUCACGAAGAGGUCCUGGACGUGGGGCGUAUGAGACAAGACAUCCUACGGAAUUACCUAUCGAAACUCGUCGUUAGGUUCGCGCAGAUAUUGAAAAGGGAUAACCCCUGAAACUAUGACCACACCUAGCUACUUUUGAUGACUACGUACCUAUCUUUUAAAGAUCUAAACAAAUAAAUAUUUGAUUAUAUUUAUAAUUUAUAUUUUAAGAUUUAAUAAUAUUGUGUUAUUUAUUUAAUAAAAAUGCUACUUUUGUAGUGACUACUUAAA